AUGCUGGGAAAUGUGGAAGGAGAGAUAAGGAAGGAAUUGCUAGAAGUAAGACAAAUGGAUCUAAUUGCUGUGGUGAUGGGUAACGUCAAUAACCAUUUUGACUUCUCGCCAAAGGCCGGCUCCAAUUUCUCCAGGUUAGUCCUGACCAACCCAUUCGAUUAUACGUCAGGAACAGACAAAGUUUGGGAAUACCGGCUGCAGGUUUCCGUAACAGAUGAUAAUCUGUUAUCAAGUGCUGAAAGGACUUCAGUCCAUGUUCAAAACGGCACAGUAAAGUUGACCAUCCGAGUGAUUCCGGAUCCAACCACGGUGAUUCCUACCACACCUGGUGUGACCAUUGUGACCAGCAAAGAAAACGUCUAUGCUUCAUCGGCUUGGUAUGUGCCAUUUUUCAUGGUCAUUGGAAGCUUUUUGCUACUGGGGUUCCUCGGCUAUCUGACCGUUUUGCUGGCAAAAUACCUGCGUUCCUGCUGCCCACCAAAACCCAAAGCGGACACGAAGCCGUAA
Thamnophis sirtalis is the source of this 507-nucleotide messenger RNA. The record is from RefSeq and is a predicted model, not a curated record. Lineage: Eukaryota; Metazoa; Chordata; Lepidosauria; Squamata; Natricidae.